Messenger RNA from Laetiporus sulphureus 93-53, 240 nucleotides. RefSeq lists its product as uncharacterized. The coding region runs from base 1 to 240 and encodes 79 amino acids. The record is from RefSeq and is a predicted model, not a curated record. Lineage: Eukaryota; Fungi; Basidiomycota; Agaricomycetes; Polyporales; Laetiporaceae. The transcript is spliced from 2 exons.
AUGCUACGUGCUGAUCCUCUGUCCAGGAGGCCAGACCAUGAGAGGGGGGUAGACAGUGAUAAUUCGAACCAAAUGCUGUUAAAACCUGAAUUUUUCGCUAUCAAUGCGAUUCGACCUGCUCAUGCAUCUGAAGUUGAUGAUGCUCAACUACUGGAAAGGAUCAAGAAGGCACUCACAGAUGACACGAUGACCAAGGAUUAUCCGCGAAUUUGGGAAAAACCUCGCAGAAUGGAACUUUGA